Mobula hypostoma (lesser devil ray) is the source of this 1207-nucleotide messenger RNA. Its product is annotated as G-protein coupled receptor 55-like. Gene Ontology annotation, molecular function: G protein-coupled receptor activity. Gene Ontology annotation, biological process: positive regulation of Rho protein signal transduction; phospholipase C-activating G protein-coupled receptor signaling pathway. Bases 13 to 978 code for a protein of 321 amino acids. The transcript has 2 exons. NCBI's taxonomy places the organism in Eukaryota, Metazoa, Chordata, Chondrichthyes, Myliobatiformes, Myliobatidae. The record is from RefSeq and is a predicted model, not a curated record. Gene Ontology annotation, cellular component: plasma membrane.
UGGUAUGAAAAGAUGGAAUAUGAUGACCAACUGAAGAAAACCUCCGUGGGUCUUGCAAAAGUGUCCUGUUUUAAUGUAAAGGAACAUCUGAAGACAGAAAUGUGCUCUCCCAGCAACAUCACGGAAGAUGGAUUUAUAAAGGCAUUCCAGUACGUGUUGCACAUCCCUACUUUCAGCCUGGGACUGAUCAUCAAUUCAGUAGCACUCUGGAUACUCCACUUCAGGUUGAAGAAUUGGACAGAGAGUGUGAUCUAUAUGACAAACCUGAUAUUGUCUGAUAUCCUGGUGCUUUUCUCUCUGCCUUUCAAAAUGCACGCCUACCAGAAGGAAGAAGCCUGGCUCCUCGGUACACGCUUCUGUCAGUUUGUGGAAUCCCUCUACUUUGUCAACACCUAUGGGAGCAUCCUAUUAAUCAUGCUGAUAUCUCUGGAUCGUUACAUUGCUAUGAAGCACCCCUUUCUGGCCAGAACCCUCAGAUCCCCAAAGAAAGCAAUGAUUGCCUGCACUGUUCUGUGGCUCGGUGUCUGGUCUGCAAGUAUUCCAAAUUACUUGCAAAUAGAAAACGGUCAACACUGCUUUAAGGAUUUUGCAGAGUUUUGGCACCCUGGCAUAAUUCCUCUGAGUAUGAUCAUUGUAUUUUUAGUUGCUGCAUCUGUUGUGAUUUUCUGCAGUGCUCAAAUUAUAAGAACACUGCAAAGAAUAGAUGAAGAGCAGGAUGACAUCGACACCAAGACAUCAAGGAAAGUAAUCUCUUCCAAUUUGGUCACCUUCCUUCUCUGCUUUACUCCGUAUCAUCUAGCUCUUUUCCUGUACCUUUUGGCAAGAAAUUCCUUCAUUCAAAAAUUUGACCUUAAGUCACUGAGGGUGUUUCUCCAGAUUUGCCAGUGCUUUGCAACAACAAACUGUUGUCUGGAUGCAAUGUAUUUCUAUUUGAUCAUUAAGAAGUUCUGGAAAUCAAAAAAUGAAGAGCUAAAAUGAAAUUUUUUCCAUCAUUUGUGGUUAGCUUUAAGAAUUCAAUUUAUCUUUAACUCAGUUAUUUGAAAACUUGUUGAUUAUCUGCUCGCAUUAGUAGUAUGAAGGAAAAUAUGUAGUAAAAGCUUCUUAAUUUCUUCAAUUCUAUUAUGAAAUAUAGUCCGUCGUACAUGUCCUGAUGACACCAUGUCAAUAAGAUGGUGUUCAAAUGGGGAGGAAAUUGGAUAAUGAUAUU